Molecule: messenger RNA, 7471 nt
Organism: Procambarus clarkii (red swamp crayfish)
Lineage: Eukaryota; Metazoa; Arthropoda; Malacostraca; Decapoda; Cambaridae
Product: RING finger protein 17
Molecular function (GO): zinc ion binding
Source: RefSeq, a predicted model, not a curated record
CGAACCUGGCGACGUUUUCUGUGAAGCAGUGAGGUGGACGGCGACGGGAAAGAUGGACGCGCGGCGGCCCUCUCCGCCCUCUUCUGACUCCCUCUUCUUCAAGAAUGUUAGAUGCCCUAAAUGUUCGGUCUCUUAUUUGCUUACAGAUGGUAAGCAUGACGUGUACAGGCACUUGCCGGUGCUCUUAACCUGUGGUCAUUCUCUGUGUGAAGGAUGUGCUGGAAAAUCACCAUGUGUCUGUACUAUAUGCAAAAAGGUGACAGUGAUGCAGAAAGGCCAGAUGAUGCCAAAACACUUGUAUAUCAUGGGACUAGCUGCAGCAGAAAGAUUUGAAUUAUUUUAUAGGAAACUUCAUCCUAUACAGACAUUGACAAUGCAGACAAGAAGCAACAAAGAUAAAGGUGCAUGCCAGGAAUGCAGCAGAGCAAUGGCUACAGUAGUGUGUAAACAGUGCACCUCACAGCUAUGUCAGGCAUGCUUUCAAAAGAUCCAUUGCCAUAGAACAAUGAGGCUUCAUGAAGCAGAACCACUAAAAUCUACUGGAGGUCUUCCCCAACUCCCAAGGUGCCAAGAACACCCAAAUGCUGCUUGCACCCAUCUAUGUAGGACGUGUUCAGUGGAGGACAAGGAAAUGAUAUUUUGCACCAGAUGUCGAUUAAUGGGGGUGCAUCAGCAGCAUGACAUUAUUGAUUUUGCAACUCUUGCAUCUCAAUAUAUGCCAGAUAUUGAGAAGUUAAUGGAGGACCUGAAGAAAGUAAUAGACUUCUUAGACAUCAACAGAGAGACUUGUCAUGAAUUGAGUAGAAAGGUGUGGCGUGAUUUUGAGGGGGUUGUAGGUGAAGUGCGCACCUACACCCAUCACCUGCAUGGACUGCUCCAGAAUACUGAGACUUCUGUCAUCAAUACUGCUUAUAGUCUGGCCACUCAGUACCACAACACUCUCACCACACAUGAAAUGAAACUUGAGCAAGAAAUUAUCCAGCGUCAAGAUAUCUUGAAAGAAGCCAAAGCAUUCGUGCAAGGAGAAAUGUCCGUUUCUCAUCCUAAGGAUUUGUUGAGUGUAUUGCAGAGGCUUGCAGUGUCUUAUCCUCUUAUGAAGGACAGAAAUUACGAGCAUGACAACAUACUCAGGUUAAAAUUUGUCGUUGGACUAGAGGAGAGCCUUACGAACUGUGUUAAAGUUUGCCAGAUGGAUGAUCGUUUCCAGCUGUUGCCAAGCUCAGAACUGAUUAUGAACAAAGACAAAGAUGUAAAUAUGUCAUCAGAUAAAACGGCUUCAAAAUUAAAUGACAUGAAUGAGGCUCGCCAGAUCUCAAAUGUCCAUAAUAUUGGCGACGCUAAUGACAACAUCCAUCACAUUAAGGGUAUUAUUCAUUCGCCAAUUGUAGUACCCAAAGAACCUUCACCAGUUGCAGAUCCACAAGGAUUAACCUCACCAGUUGCAGUUCCACAAGGAUUAACCUCACCAGUUGUAGUUCCACAAGGAUUAACCUCACCAGUUGUAGUUCCACAAGGAUUAACUGCACCAGUUGCAGUUCCACAAGGAUUAACUGCACCAGUUGCAGAUCCACAAGGAUUAACCUCACCAGUUGCAGUUCCACAAGGAUUAACCUCACCAGUUGCAGUUCCACAAGGAUUAACCUCACCAGUUGUAGUUCCACAAGGAUUAACUGCACCAGUUGCAGUUCCACAAGGAUUAACUGCACCAGUUGCAGAUCCACAAGGAUUAACCUCACCAGUUGCAGUUCCACAAGGAUUAACCUCACCAGUUGCAGUUCCACAAGGAUUAACCUCACCAGUUGCAGUUCCACAAGGAUUAACCUCACCAGUUGUAGUUCCACAAGGAUUAACUGCACCAGUUGCAGUUCCACAAGGAUUAACCUCACCAGUUGCAGUUCCACAAGGAUUAACCUCACCAGUUGCAGUUCCACAAGGAUUAACCUCACCAGUUGCAGUUCCACAAGGAUUAACCUCACCAGUUGCAGUUCCACAAGGAUUAACUGCACCAGUUGUAGUUCUCCAAGGACCAAAAGAAAUUAAUUUAAAAAAAUACACUAAAGUCAGUAACAUGGAAUCUCAAGGUAGUACCUCAGAAACACUGAAGCAGGAAAAUGGUAACUCUCAAGAAAUAGGACAGAAUGACAUAAAUACUUCCAAAGAUGUCUUUGACUUUAAUGUAAACCAAAAGGAAAUAAAUCGAUGCAAAUUCUUAAAUGAAGAUAACUAUAAUGGACAGAAUGUUGUUAAUGGAAAAUUAUUUGGUCAAUUUAAACAUGAUUUUCUUUGUGGUAGCAAGUUGAACAGAUCUAAUUAUUCUCCAGAUUUUCUUACCCAUGGAAUAGCAAGUGAAACCAAUUGUUCAUCAGAAGAAAAUGAUAGCCCACACCAUGGUAAUGUUCAAGAGGAAGAAUUGGAUAGAAAGACUGAAAGUGAUGAUGAUUGCUGUUCGAGUAUUCAUUCAGAGACGAGUUUAAUCAAUAUUUCAGUGCCAGGAGGACAAGUAUCUUCAUCAAAACCAGAUUAUACUAAUUGUUUAAAGGAUUUACCAACAUUACAGGAUGCAUUGGACAGGCUUACAGCACACAAUGAUAGACUCUUUACCAACAUUAACCAGCCAGACGACAUCAAUUUACAAGUGUUUGAUACCUUCAAGUUUGUUGAUAAAUGUAAAGAUUGGAAAUUGCUUGGAGCUCGUCCAAAAUUUCCUACACCAAGUCAGACUCAAGAUAUUGUCCAAGAACUUGAAAACACAAAAAUGAAGAGCAAAAGUUUGUCAACUAGCAGUCUUCACUCAAGCAUUUCAAGUGCAACAAGUUCACUACUUUUAUCAAAGAUACCUGCUUUGUUCAUGGAGGAAGAGGUUGAAGUUACUCAUAUUCAGAGCCCAUCUUUCUUCUUUGUACAACGUAAAUCUGAUUGGGAGAAAAUAAGGAAGCUCUUUAAGAAAAUUAAUGGCAAAGCUAUAAAGAAGUCAUCAGAAGGUGUAGUCCCCACUGUUGGCAAGGUGUAUCUUGGCCAGUUUACUCAUGACAAUAAUUUUUAUCGUGCUCUUGUAUCUUCAGUAAACCCUGAUAAUGGUGAAGUUUUUGUUCACUAUAUUGACUAUGGUAAUAGUGAACAACUCAAAGCAACAAGAUUACGUGAAUGUCCAACUGAGUAUCAACAGGAAAGUGUUCCUGCAUUUGCUCUGGCAUGUUGUCUGUGGGAGAUUGUACCUUCUAGAGGCGAGAUUUGGGAUUCUGAAGCUAUUCAAAUAUUUGCUGAACUCAUAAGUGGUGUUACAUUGCAGUUACUUAUCAUUGAAUAUGUCAAUAUUGAUAAUUUCAUUAAAUGCAAGGUUGAUUUGCGAAGACCGUGGAGGACAAGUGGAAUUGCUAAUGACCUGCCCAUAUCCAUUAGGGAAAUUCUUAUUUUUUUGGAGUAUGCUGUAUAUAUUAAUAAAUCUCCAGAAGACAUGUAUGAGAAGAACCGUAUUGCUGCUUACCAACAAUCAUACUUUCGUCCUGAGAUUCCCUUUGGUGAAGAUAGAACACCAGUUAUUCUCUCCAAUCUGUCAUCUCCAUAUAAAUUCCAUCUCCAACUCUUGUCUUCAAGUGGGGAUCUUCGUGACUUGAUGGCAGCUUUACAGAAACAUUAUUCUUCUCCAAAAGUUUGUGCCACAGUGGAUUGGCAUAUUUAUGCACCAAAAAUAGGUAUGCCUUGUGUUGCUAAAUUUUCUGGGGAUGAGAAGUGGUAUAGAGUCUUAAUUAAAGACCUACCUGGAAAAUGCAAAGUGGAUGUCCAAUGUGUAGACUUUGGAAAUGAAAAUACAGUGUCUUACAGCCAGCUCUGCAAGAUAGCUGACGAGUUCAUGAAGUUACCAGCUCAGGGUAUUUUAUGCAGCUUGUGUGAUAUCAAGCCAGUUGGUGACCAGUUGCUUGAGUUGGCUACAGAGGAAAUGACAAAUGUUUGUGAGAACCGGGUACUCAAGGCUAGCUUUCACACUUACGAAGAAGAAACAUGUAAGGUGAGCUUGUUAUCAUGCUAUGAAGAUGAUGAAAUAGAUGUGGAAGAUCAGUUAAUAGACUGUGGUGUUGCUGCUGUGUCUGAAGUUAGAAAGAUAAAAUUCGGCAAACAACACUGUUACCUGGAUUCUUUGAACUUUGAGUUGCCCCACAGUCAAGGAAAAAUCAACUCGAGAAGGUUAUAUGAAUACCAAGAAAAACAGAGAAAUAUGGUGGUUGAGGAUGCCAGUUCUGCUCAACAUAAGUAUCAACCUGUAGAGUACCUAACAGUUUUGUCUCCAUUUGGUUAUGUUCAUCUACGGUUUACAUCUCACCAUUCUGCCUUUAAACAAUUUCAGAGUAAGCUGGAAGAACAACAACAGAAUAUUAAUGUCAUUAAAGGGUUUAAGCCAACUUUUGGAGAACUGUGUGUUCUGAAGAUGAAAAGUGCCCCUUAUUAUGCUCGGGUUAAGCUACUGAAGCUGGAAAAUGAUCAAGCAGAGGUCCUUCUCGUGGAUUGUGGCGGUAUAAUGAUAGUUUGGAUUGGCAGUCUGCUCCCUCUUCAUGAAAAGUUGCAAAAUGUGAUGCAUCUUAGCAGAGUAGUGUGUCUUGCUGGUUUAGAUGCCCCAGGUGGCCAAAGACAUUGGCCACAGACAUCUUUAGACUACCUGAGAGAACAGCUGACAGUCCACAAUAAUUUGUACAUUCUACAUAAAGGCUCUUCUUAUUAUGACUCCAAACUGGACCUUCAAAUAAUGCCAGUGGAGAUUGGUUGGAUGGAAAAUAUUAUUCACGGACCUUUUGAAGCAGGUUCUGUCUAUCGUGUAUCCCUGAACAAGCUUCUCGUUCAGAAUGGCCUGGCACUUCCAGUGAAGUCAGCAAGAGCGAACUCCAGGGCCUUAACUUCAGCUUUGCAAAAGGAACAAGAGGAGUUAGUGUAUGAUCAUGAUCAUUCUAUUAACUUGGCUAAUGCAGAUGCUGAGUCACUCACAUCAGAUAAAGAAAUUUAUACUGAACAGGUUUUCGCUCAAGGUGUUGAAAACUUCACGAUAUCCUUGACACAUGAAGAGGAUGUCCCAUACCUGGGUAGAUGCAAUACCAUAAACAACAUCAGUCGCUGGAUUCCAUAUUCUUUACCUGUAACUACUACAUUCCUUGCAACUCCUUCCUAUGUAGACUGUCAAGGAAUUAUUUAUCUUCAGCCUACUGCAAAUGCACGAACUUUAGAAUUGAUUUAUGAGAGCCAAACAAUGCAGUUUGCAGGUUCUACUCCAACUGAUAAUGACCUGUGUUGGGCCCCUGGUGAUCCUGUUAUUUCACGUUUUCACUUGGAUAACAAGUGGUACCGUGCAACUGUUAAUAAACUUACAGAAGACGGGCAUGUUGAGGUUCAGUUUGUCGACUAUGGCAAUGUAGAGACUGUUGAACUACGAGAGCUUCGCAGGAAUAUAAUAUUUCCCCACAUUCCAAUCCAGUGCUGCAAGAGUGUACUGCAUAAUAUAGUUCCAGUCUCUGAGGAUGGUCAGUGGGACAUAAAGCUAUUAGAUUUUCUUCAUAAGACUUUAGUAGAUAAAGAAUGCCGUGUGACUGUUAUGGAAGAAGCAAGUUUAGGCGAAACACUAAAGAUUAACAUAGAAGUUAUAGAUGUUGGUUUAGAUGUGGCAUCAAUACUAGUUGAUAAAAUAAAAGUAUGCCGCCGAGUCAUCGCAGAUACUAAUAUGGAUGACCAGUUCUCUGUGGAUGUGGUAAUUGAGAGUGAUGCUUCUCUAGGUACACUACAGAACCCCACUACCCCUUUGCCUUCCUCACAGCCUUCCUCUCUCUCUUCCCCUCUGCCAUUCCCUUUACCUUCCCCUCUGCCAUUCCCUUUACCUUCCCCUCUGCCAUCCCCUUUACCUUCCCCUCUGCCAUCCCCUUUACCUUCACCUCUGCCAUCCCCUUUACCUUCUUCUCUGCCAUCCCUUUUACCUUCCCCUCUUCCAUCCCCACUGCCAUCCCCUUUACCUUUCCCUCUGACUUCCUCUGUUCCAUCUCCUUUGCCUUACCCUCUACCUACUAGUCUUCUACCAAGCAAUCCAUUGGACAUGUUCUGCGUGAAGGUGACAGCUAUAAAAGACCCUGCCAAUGUUUACAUUGCACCAGUCACCUGCUGUACCCUUCCUCCAGAGUAUCAGAUAAAAUUAGCAUCACACAAGAGAGAAUAUGACAAUUUUUUGGAAUUGGUCAACACCAGUAUCACUACAUUCCCAGUUGCCAGAAACCUCAAACUUGGUGAAAUGUACCUUGGAAAGUUCAUCACGGGUCACUGGUAUCGUGUUCAGCUUCUGAAGAUAAAGUCUGAAACAGCCAUUGUUCUCUACGUUGACUUUGGGAACUUAGAGGAAAUCUCCUAUGACUGUGUUCGCGAGUGUCCACCACAAGGCAAAAGCAUUGAUCCAUGUGCUGUUGGUGUGAGGCUGUACCAGGUGCAGCCACCAAAAGGCCCUGAGACAGAGUGGUGUGAGGCAGCCAUGGAAGGAAUGAUUCAAUGUCUAAUGGGCCCUCACAAGAAACAAAUUUGGGCAUCUAUAAAGGAGCCAGGAAAUCCUCUACAAGUUCAACUUUUUGAAAGAGAAGCAUCAGGAACUUGCACAUUGGCAUAUUCAGAUUUAAUUGAUAGAGGUCUCAUUGUUCUUGAUCAAAUUGAGCAAGAAUAAAACAGUCUGCCAUUUAUUUCUUAAAAUUAUAAGUUCAUAUGGUUUUUUAAUAGCUUUAAGAAUAUUGCAUUUAUUUCUGAUAGUAUAUUAAAUGCUGUGUUAAUAAGCCUUUAAUAAUUUUUUUUGGUAAUGUUAUCAAAUGUGGCUAUGAAGUUUUGUUUAAUUUUACCCUAAUGCAGUAAUUCCCAAGAAGACCUGUCAUUGGUAUUGAAUGGCUUAACAGCAAUAACAGAAGACGCAAGAUGCUCUUGUUGGGUAGCUUAUAGUUUUAGUCGUCCUUAGCAAGGCAUUUUGGUUAAGAGUUGUGUGUCCAGUACCUUAGUUAAGGUACCAUUAGUUAAAUACAACAACAUUUUUGUAAGCAUUAGCUCUACACUUUGAUAUAAUUGUAUUUACAUUACCUAAUAUGGUAGAUAAAUAUAUGUUCUGCAGUACCCUACUUUUUUAAAAGUUUUCCUACAUCACAGAAAUUACUUUUCUGCUAGACAUUGCUAAUGGAGAUAUUUUAUAAUAUUUUGAAUGUUAUUUUGUAGUUUAUAGAUAAUAGCAGUAAGGAAAUAGACUGUUUUGUAAAUUUACUAAACUUGGUUUGAUAAUCACACAGGAAAACCUUAUUUCAAAUCUAUAUACAGAACUGUAAUUAUUGUUUUGCUUUACAUUGUAUUAAGCUCAUCUUGGAACUUGCUAUGAUAAUGUAACUAGAAAUAAACAUCCUAUGUUCAGUACUUUAUUAACAAUUAUCCUGCUUACUCAGGUUAUUAUGUUUUAUCAUACACUUUGACAUUAAAGGAA